Ectocarpus sp. CCAP 1310/34 is the source of this 595-nucleotide messenger RNA. The record is from the annotation of a GenBank genome assembly. Lineage: Eukaryota; Phaeophyceae; Ectocarpales; Ectocarpaceae.
AUGCGUCAGACGGACCGGCGUUUCGUGCGUAAUGUCUCCGUCAAACGUGUCGACUUCAAAGACUCUGACCACAACCUCGUGCUUACGACUGUCCGCCUCCCCCCCCGUGUCGCACCCAACCGACGAGUGCGGGGGAACAGCGGAAGCAGCCGGAUCCGUAUCGACCUCGAGCGGUUGAGGAAGGACAAACACCUACGGGUCGCCUUCCAAAACAGGGCCUCCAGCCGCCCUCCGCCCACGGCGCUCAGGCGGCCAACGGGAGAGACCGCCGCCGAGCUGACGGCUACGGUGAUGUCGGCCGCUGCUGAGACCCCGCCGCUGGCGAGGUGCGCACGAGGGCAGAGAGGCUGGUACACGAGCGAAGCGCAGCACGAGAUCUCUGACGCGUCGAAGGAGAUUAAGGCGGCCCAGCAGCAACUGCGCGGGGCCUCAAAGAACAGCGCCUACGAGGCGACCCUGAAGGCGAUGCUCAAGGCGGCGCGGAAGAAGCGCAGCAUCGCGAGGUGGAGAGCACUGGAAACGUUCUUCGAGGGCUAUGUACGGCAGCUCGAGAAGAAUAGCCGCGAGGGGGAUCAGGCGGGUUUCUACAGGCACC